CGAAUACCCGACUGCAAUUCCAGAAUAGAGAGAGCCCAGAGAAUCCGCCAAUUUGGUUUCUCCCUUCAACUCUUUUUUUGUUUGCCAUCGUUGGAAGGAGAAGAAGAUAAUCAUAAGAAAACAGAGUCAUGGGAGAGGUGAAAAUAGAAGACGAUGCGAUUCUUAAAUCUUUCCUCGCCGAGGUCGGUGAAGUUGAGAGAGACAACGAAGUCGUCAGGAUUCUCUCAUGCUUCAAACUGAACCCGUUUGAGCAUCUUAACCUAUCUUUCGAUUCUUCCACGGAUGACGUUAAAAGACAGUACAGAAAGAUAUCUUUGAUGGUUCACCCUGACAAAUGCAAACAUCCACAAGCACAGGACGCUUUUGGAGCAUUGGCAAAAGCGCAACAACUACUGCUGAACGACCAAGAAAGAGAUUAUAUUCUCACCCAAGUCCAUGCUGCGAAAGAAGAGCUUAGGAUGAAGAGAAAGAAACAGUUAAAGAAAGAUACCGCUUCUAAAAUAAAGUCCUUGGUUGAUGAGGGAAAGCAUGAGCACAUAUUUGAGCAAUCUGAAGAGUUUCAGAGGGAGCUUAAGUUAAAGGUCCGAGAGAUAUUAACAGACCAAGAGUGGCGUAGAAGAAAAAUGGCGAUGAGGAUAUCAGAAGAAGAGGGAAGACUGAAGAAGGAUGAAGCAGAACAAAAGGAGAUAUGGAAGAAAAAGCGUGAGCAUGAAGAACAGUGGGAAGGGACAAGAGAAAAAAGGGUAUCAAGCUGGAGAGACUUUCAAAAAUCAGGAAAAAAGGCCAAAAAAGGAGAGACGCGUCCUCCAAAGUUAAAGACAGAGGAUCCGAACAAAUCGUACGUCCAAAGGCCAGUCAAGAAAGGCUGAUCUAUGCCAUUUUAUAGUUGUUGUUGACAUUGAUAGACUGGUAUUCUCGAGGAUGAUCUCAGACUCUUUCUGCUUGUGUGUGUGCUUCUCUUUGUACAUCACCAACUAGAUUUGUCUUUCCAAAUAAAUCAGAAACAUGGAAGAGAUAUCUCACACGCUUAUGACCUCUUUGUAUUGCAUCUCAGCCAGAUGACGAUGUCUUUAUUAGACUUUAGAUUAAAAAAAAUUAACUUUGAUC
This is a messenger RNA of Camelina sativa (false flax), 1107 nucleotides long. Its product is annotated as J domain-containing protein spf31. NCBI's taxonomy places the organism in Eukaryota, Viridiplantae, Streptophyta, Magnoliopsida, Brassicales, Brassicaceae. The record is from RefSeq and is a predicted model, not a curated record.